UGUUUUAAUCAUCAAUAAAGAAAAUCUUCUUCUUUUCUCCCUCUAUAUUUCGCAGCAUGUUAUCAGAGCCUUAGGGUGGUUCGAUCAUGAAUUUUAAGGCCGCCAUGGUUGGCUCAGGUUCAGCAUCUUCGGAUGCUACCAGUGCUGUGACGUCUUCGGAGGGAGGUAUUCAGCUUGCGGCUAUUUCUCUUUCUGAGAAUUCCCUUCAAAUUACCAUUCACAAAUUGAAUGGAAAAAAUUAUCUUGAGUGGUGUCAGUCCGUGUGGUUGGUGAUUGACGGCAAAGGGAAACUCGACUACUUGAAUGGCGAAGUAAAACCGCCAACCACUGAUGAUCCAAAGUACAGGCAGUGGCGUUCUGAAAAUUCUAUGGUUACCGCCUGCCUGAUCAACUCUAUGGAUCCGGUGGUUGGAAAACCAUUCAUGUUUCUACCGACGGCUCGCGAUGUGUGGGAAGUUGUUAGGGAAACCUAUUCAGAUUUGGACAAUCAUUCACAACCAUUCGAACUAAAUACCCGAAUGUGGAAGAUGCAGCAAGGUGAACGUGAAGUAACAACCUAUUAUAAUGAAAUGAUGGCUGUUUGGCAGGAGUUGGAUUUAUUUGAAGAAGAAGAAUGGGAAAGUCCCAGUGACGGUGCUCGGUACAAAAAGAAGAUAGAAAGAGGUCGGGUUUUUGUCUUCUUGGCUGGUUUGAACAAAGAACUCGAUGAGGUUCGGGGACGUAUCUUAGGACGAAAGCCCUUGCCUACUCGGGAAACCUGCUAGAAGCUACACAGUUUUGUAUGCCCUUGUUAGACAGUUUUGUAUGCCCUUAGUUCCAAU
Molecule: messenger RNA, 821 nt
Organism: Nelumbo nucifera (sacred lotus)
Lineage: Eukaryota; Viridiplantae; Streptophyta; Magnoliopsida; Proteales; Nelumbonaceae
Source: RefSeq, a predicted model, not a curated record